Mytilus californianus (California mussel) is the source of this 558-nucleotide messenger RNA. RefSeq names its product heavy metal-binding protein HIP-like. Lineage: Eukaryota; Metazoa; Mollusca; Bivalvia; Mytilida; Mytilidae. Gene Ontology annotation, molecular function: protein binding. The transcript has 2 exons. Bases 1 to 558 code for a protein of 185 amino acids. The record is from RefSeq and is a predicted model, not a curated record.
AUGUUAACACUAGUUUUUAUGAGUUUAAAAGUUAUAGGUAUACAUGGGAUUAAUUCUAAGGACAGGCGGCUUCUUAUGAAUGACCCGGAUGUUAUUCAUCAACUUGAAUUGAAAAUCCAGAACCUGCAGAAUAUUGUAAGCCAGAUACAACAGAACGAACACAAUAAAUCCUACAUUGGGUUUCAUGCUGAGCUGAGCAAUGGCUUACAGAACCUUCCACAUGAUACGGUAAUCGUUUUUGAUAAGAUUGUAACGAACGAUGGUGGAGCGUAUGAUUCCAUUUCCAGUGAUUUUACAGCCCCUGACGAUGGUUUGUACAGUUUCGCUUGGACAACGCUGACGAACCCAGGACAUAUUUUCCAUACCCAGUUAACGGUUGAUGGUCGUGUCAUAUCAAGGAGCCACAACAAUGCCGAAAGUACAACUGAUGGCAAGACGGCAACUAAAAACGUCGUUGUACAUUUGAAAAAAGGAAAUCGAGUGCGGAUUCAAACCUAUCAAAGCUAUGGACAUAUACUGCAUGCAGAUUGGUCUUCAUUCUGUGGAUUUAAGGUGUAA